AGAACAAGGACUUCUGGGAAAUUCUCCUGAGAAGCAAGGUCUUGGGUGCUGAGAAGCAGAAGGGAGUGGAAGGAGGAGGUGUUUCUCUGGGCCAUUUCAAGACACCUAUGGAGAUUUCUGUCGCUGAUAGAAUUCCUAACAUUGAAGAUCCCUGUUUAAAACAUCACUGGUUCCUGUCAAGAAAACUUAAUUUCUCUGAAGACUUUCAUUUCAUGAACUAUGGAGAUACUGGACUCAAAUUGUGAUACAAGCGGAAUAAAAAUAUGAGGGAAGAGGAGUACUGGGAGGAUUUAAGGAGGUGCAAAAAGGUUUGGAAAAUACAGGGCUGAAAAAUGGACGUCAAUGGAUGAAGAUAAGAUUGAAACUAAGGAUUUAAGUCGGAGGGAAAUGGAAACAUUGGCAAACACCUUCACCCAGACCUCCUGUCCUCAGUUCUGAUACUUCAGUUUUUCCAUCCUCGUCCGAAGGCAAUAACUUCCAGACUUCAGCAAAGGAGCAGAAAGAUCUAUUCUUUCCCUCGCAAGAAGAGGCAGACUUAUCUGAAGAAAUGGAUACUUCUCCCUCCAAAAAAUAUCCUGUUAAGAAACGUGUUAAAAUACAUCCCAACACAGUGAUGGUACAAUAUACUUCUCAUUACCCCCAACCAGGAGAUAGUGGCUAUGAAGAAAUAAAUGAAGAUUAUGGAAGCUUUAUGGAGGAGAAUCCAAAGAAAGGACUAUUGAGUGAAGUAAAGAGAAAAGGAAGAACUUUCUUUGGGGCUAUGGAUAGUCGAACCCCACCAACUGAAGACCCAAAGGCCAAUGAAACUGAACAAUUCCGGAGCUUUGCAGACAGAAAUAUUUUUCAGUCUAGAAAGACUUGGAUAGUGUUGUUUGGAUCUGCUUUGGCUCAUGGAUGUGUGGCCCUUAUCACUAGACUUGUUUCUGAUCGUUCCAAAGUGCCAUCUCUAGAACUGAUUUUCAUUCGAUCUGUCUUACAGGUAUUUUCUGUGUUAGUUGUGUGUUACUACCAGGAACCCCCUUUUGGACCCCGAGGAUAUAGACUGCGGCUCUUUUUCUAUGGUGUCUGCAAUGUUAUCUCCAUCACUUGUGCUUAUACAUCUUUCUCAAUAGUUCCUCCCAGCAAUGGAACCACUAUGUGGAGAGCAACAACCACAGUAUUUAGUGCGAUUUUAGCUUUUUUGCUGGUAGAUGAACGAAUGGCUUACAUUGAUAUGGCUACAGUUGUCAGCAGUAUCUUGGGUGUCUGCCUUGUUAUGAUCCCCAACAUUGUUGAUGAAGAAAACUCUUUGCUGAAUGCCUGGAAAGAAGCAUUUGGGUACACCAUGACAGUAAUGGCUGGAUUGACCACUGCUCUUUCUAUGAUAGUAUAUAGGUCCAUAAGGGAGAAGAUCAGUAUGUGGACUGCCUUGUUUACCUUUGGUUGGACUGGGACAGUGUGGGGAGUGUCCACUAUGUUCAUUCUUCAAGAACCUAUCAUCCCAUUAGACGGAGAAACUUGGGGAUACCUCAUUGCUAUAUGCAUCUGUUCUACUGCAGCUUUCCUGGGAGUAUAUUAUGCACUGGAUAAAUUCCACCCAGCUUUGGUUAGCACAGUGCAACAUCUGGAGAUUGUGGUGGCUAUGAUCUUACAGCUUCUAGUGCUACACAUUUUCCCCAGUGUCUAUGAUGUCUUUGGAGGAGCAAUCAUCAUGAUCAGUGUUUUUGUCCUUGCUGGUUAUAAGCUUUAUUGGAGAAAAUUAAAAAGAGAGGACUAUCAGGAGAUACUAGAUUCUCCUAUUAAAUGAACCCAAUUUUCAUGUUCUGAAUCAUAUUCAAUUAUGUGCACUGCCAUGUUGUAUUCAUGUAUCAAUUUUUUUGUGUCAUAUAAUGGACAGAGUUCUUAUAAUAUAUAGAUAUAAAAAGAAAAAUAUGCAAAUAUAGAAAGAUUUAUAUUAGACUAAAUAUUAUAAAUGCAAAUAUUAAAUAUAUGAAAGACCCUGAACUUUGGCCUUUAAAAAUUAUUUAUUUUAUUAAGGAUUAGCUGAUAGGAAGGUAUCCAUCCUAGCCUUAGUUAUCAUCAGUUUCUGCACAAGUAGCAAUUUCCCCUUAAAAGAAAAUAUAAGCGUAUUGAAAUUCAGAAAUUAGAAAAAGUUAAAUAGUAUUAUGGCAACUUUCACAGUGAUAGCUAUUUCAACAUUAUACCUGAAUGCCUUCCUAUACACAGUGUACAUUGUUGAAAAGCUCUCCAUAAAAAUAGAUUCUGAUUAUAAAACCUGACUUUCUCACUGACUUGCAUUAUUAAUUUGGAAAUUGGCAGUAGCUGAGAAGGGAACUAAGGGAGUAUGUUUAGGGUUAGAAGCAGCUGGUGAAGAAGGAAGGCUUUUCUCUGAUUCAGCUUUGGUUGUAAGUAGCAGGCACAGCAAAAAGCUGGUCACCAUUAGCGGAGGAGGUGGGGCAGAGGUUAGUUUUCCUCAGACUUUGUGGGUCCAGUUCACUGUCCCAUUGCUGAAGCACUAUUCUUUUCCAUUUAGCUUACCAGGUUUACAAAUCUCUCUUGUCAGUGAAAAUAGUAAAGGACCAAAUUAAUGUGUCAAGUUAUCUAAAGACUUUUCCCAGGGGAACCAAAGAAGUCUAAAGGGCACAUAUUAAUGUGUCAAAAUAUAUUCUCUUUCUAGUGUUAUUAAUUCAGUUAAAACACUGUUCUGCCUGUUGGAUUUGCAUGGAUAGGGAAACUGUACAACUAAAUUUCAACCCAUAGCUGACUUUUUGAAAAUGAAAAGUGAACGCAGGAAUGUUCUUUAUUCUGCAGUAAUUAAUGGGCUUUCUGACUUGCCAUAAUGAUGCUUUAGUUUCAGAUACUGAAAUCCUGUUCAUUUCAACUUUUAGUUGCUGAGUCUGACUGCUGAGUCAACUGAAUUCUCAGAGGCCACAUGAGAUAAUAGAAAUCUCAUCAAACUGGUAAUUAGGAGAGUUGGAUACUAAUGCUAGCUGGUUAUUUCUUAGAUGUAUGCAACCCUGGACAUGCCACAACUUCUCUGGGUCACAGUUUCUGUACCUGUAAAAUGAAGAGAUUGAGGUAGAUGAUCCUCCCUCCCACCUCAAUUUUACAACUCCUUGGUUUUUUAUUGGACUUAAAAAAAUAAAAAUAAACAAACAACAUUUUUCUAAAUUGUUUAUGAAGUACAUUUAAGAUACUUUAACUAAUAAAUGUGUGGCUGUUUUUCUCAACCUUUGGGGCCUGAGUUAGUCAGGAAGGGAAUGCAAGGAUAUUUUAAUUAAAAUGCCAUUCUUCUACUACCAGAAUCUGAAAUUACAAAAUGUCUGAAGUUUACAAAAAAGAUUAUUCACUCUAUAAAAGCAUCCACCACAGAUUUCCUCUGAACAGACAACUUUACUACUAAAGUUGAAUUUUAUGUACAAAAAUUUAAUUUAUAAUUUUUUCAAAGAUACAUUUAAUAAACAUUUGUACAAUAGGUAUCAAUUUAAAUUGAAAAAAUAUAUAUAUGCAUGGAUAGGAUAUAUCAGUAAUAGUAGAAAUCUUAUAACUAAAUUUCAGCCCAUAGUUGACUUUUUGAAAAUGAAAUGUGAAUGCAAAGGUGUUCUUCACACACACAAACACACAUACACGGAGAGAGACAGACUGUGCUAGGCAUUAUGAAGACUUUGACCAAGAAUAAGAGACAUGGUCCUUUCCUUAAGGUGUUUAUAGUCUUGUUUCAGAAACAAAACAUAUUAACCCAAGUUAAAAUAAUUUAGAGCUACUUUACUAUUUUUGUUGGCAGAUGGAGGGAUGGAUGGUUUACAACUACAUGGUUAAUAUCAGCAACACCAUCUGUGGUAAUUGCCUUGUCAUGACCCCCAAUAUUAAUGAGAGAUCUUUGCAAAGUAAAAUUAAUUACUUGAAUGAAGUGAUACAUGACUGAUACAGAUAAUGAAUGUUGUAGGAAUAAAGAAUGUUUUGGUCAAUGUGGGCUAGAAUAGACUUAGAAAUUUUCAUGAAAAGGUGAGGCUAGACAGAGGGAAAAUUUAGAUGAGCAGAGAAAAGCCAUUUCUGAAUUUCUUAUCAGAAAUUCAGAAUUAUUCUUAUUCAGAAAUUCUGAAUUACUUAUCAGAAUUACAGAGAAGAAUUUAUGAAUAAACAAGACAGAGAACAUUGUGGAAUGAAGAAUGAAUAAUUUUGAUUACAUUAAAAAGGUUUUGUACAAAUAAAACCAAUGCAGCCAAGUUGGGAAGAAAAGCAGAAAACUGGGGGAGGAUUAUGUAGUCAAUUUCUUGUAUACAGGCUUUAUUUCUCAAAUAAAUAAAGAAUGAAGUAAAAUUUA
This is a messenger RNA of Monodelphis domestica (gray short-tailed opossum), 4303 nucleotides long. The record is from RefSeq and is a predicted model, not a curated record. NCBI's taxonomy places the organism in Eukaryota, Metazoa, Chordata, Mammalia, Didelphimorphia, Didelphidae.